AUGCAUUUCACUCAGUUCAUUUCUACCUCCCUCUCUAUCUCCCUUCUCGCGGGCUCUGCCCUAGCCAUCCCCACGGGCUCCUACUCCCAUUCCAACAGCACCGACGGCAGUGGCAGCAACAUCGACAGCCUUCUCCCUCCCAUCGUUCCCGUGAACCCGCGCUCCGGCAACAAGGAGCUCAUCACCUCCCUUCUGCUCGCCCCCACCCAAGCUGACCGCGCCGCCCUCCUCACCGAACCAGGCGACUACAUCUUCGAUUUCAACGAGGGCGGCGCCCCCGAGGGCGCCGAGGCAAAAGGGCUAGGCGGCUUCUCCAUCGCCGCCCACAGCAAAACCUUCCCUGCACUUAUCGGCAACGGCGCCUCAAUGACGCUGGGCUUUCUAGGCCCCUGCGGGAUGAACACGCCGCACGUGCACAAUCGCGCUACCGAGCUCAACGUCGUGGUCAAGGGGCGGCUGGUCACAAAUUUCAUCCUUGAGAACGGAGUGUCGCCCGUCGAGAACACGCUGGACCUCUACCAGAUGGCCGUGUUUCCGCAGGGCUCAAUCCACCAAGAAUUCAACCCCGACUGCGGCGAGACGGUCUUUGUUGCUGGCUUCAACGAUGCCGACCCGGGAGUCAGCCAGGUGGCGCAGGGCCUGUUCGGCUUGAGGGGGGAUGUGGUGCAGGCGACGCUUGGUGGCAUCCAGACAUUCAACGGACAGGACAUUGAGAGCUUCCGCGAGAUGAUUCCGAAGAACGUCGCGCUCGGCAUCGAGGCUUGCUUGGCCAAGUGCGGGCUGCAAAAGAAUGAGAAGAGGGAGUUGAAGGAGUUGAUGAACUAA
Molecule: messenger RNA, 825 nt
Organism: Aspergillus nidulans FGSC A4
Lineage: Eukaryota; Fungi; Ascomycota; Eurotiomycetes; Eurotiales; Aspergillaceae
Product: germin family protein
Exons: 1
Coding region: 1-825 (274 amino acids)
Cellular component (GO): extracellular region
Molecular function (GO): manganese ion binding
Source: RefSeq, a predicted model, not a curated record